ACUUGAUUUAGUAAACACUUAGUAACAAAAGAGAAAAAAUAUAUAUAUAUACAUAAAUCUAUAACAAAGUACCAUACUAAUUUCAAAAUGCAGAUACAUUCAAUUUCAAUGUUUACAUUUAUUAUAAUUUGUGUAUUCAUUACAAAUAAUCUAUUAAUAAAUGGACAAAUGGCUGAAUAUUAUAUGAAUGAUGAAAUACCACAAAUUAAUACAUAUGAUAAUAUGUAUCCAAAAUAUAUUCAACGUCAUAGAAUACAACAUUAUAAACGAGGUGGAAUGUAUGGUGGAUUAUUAGGAAAAUAAUCAAUAAUUCAUCAUUUAUCAUUAAUUAAUUCAUUAAUUAUUUGUUUCAUUAUUUUAAAUAAAGAAAAAUUUGUAAUCUUUAAAUAAAUUUUAAUGAAAAAUGAAAAUGUAUUAUCUAUGUUAUA
Schistosoma spindalis is the source of this 428-nucleotide messenger RNA. The record is from the annotation of a GenBank genome assembly. NCBI's taxonomy places the organism in Eukaryota, Metazoa, Platyhelminthes, Trematoda, Strigeidida, Schistosomatidae.